Messenger RNA from Arachis duranensis, 2789 nucleotides. RefSeq names its product regulator of nonsense transcripts UPF3. The record is from RefSeq and is a predicted model, not a curated record. The transcript has 13 exons. Lineage: Eukaryota; Viridiplantae; Streptophyta; Magnoliopsida; Fabales; Fabaceae. Gene Ontology annotation, biological process: nuclear-transcribed mRNA catabolic process, nonsense-mediated decay; positive regulation of translation. Bases 308 to 1840 code for a protein of 510 amino acids. Gene Ontology annotation, molecular function: mRNA binding. Gene Ontology annotation, cellular component: nucleolus; cytoplasm.
CGUUUUAUAAGAAAAGAGAAGCGAACGGCAAAACGCAACGUCGCAACGGUAUAUGCUUUCCGCUGGCUAAGUCCUUUUGACAUAACACACACUCUCACUAGCUUUGCUUAGGGCAGAUGGCAAUUUGGGGCUUUUUCUGCGUAAUUAGGGCACACAAUUUUCUGUGAUUGAUCCUCGCAAGCGGAAGAAGAUGUAAUACCAAAGAGAUUCUCGUUCUUCAUCCUUCAUCUUUGACCGUUUCCGCGAGUGUCGUAACUGCAGGACUCGAAGCCAUUUUUCUGUUAGGGUUUUUCGUCGUUGUCUUCGCAUGAAGGGUGCGUUGGAUCGGACGAAGGUGGUGCUGCGGCACUUGCCUCCUACGAUUUCUGAGGCCGCACUUUUGGACCAAAUUGACGGCACCUUCGCUGGCCGCUACAAUUGGUUCUCCUUUCGUCCUGGAAAAAUCAGCCAGAAGCAUAUGUCCUACUCCAGAGCUUACGUUGACUUCAAAAAGCCAGAGGACGUUAUAGAGUUUGCUGAGUUCUUUAACGGCCACAUCUUUGUAAAUGAAAAGGGAGCACAGUUCAAAGUCAUGGUUGAAUAUGCUCCUUCACAACGUGUUCCUAGACAGUGGUCUAAAAAGGAUGGCCGAGAUGGGUCCAUAUACAAAGAUUCUGAGUAUCUGGAGUUUCUUGAACUUCUUGCCAAGCCUGUUGAGAAUCUUCCCAGUGCUGAGAUACAGUUGGAGAAAAGGGAAGCAGAACGAUCAGGUGCUGCAAAAGAUAAUCCUGUAAUUACACCAUUGAUGGACUUUGUGCGUCAGAAAAGAGCUGCCAAGGGACCUCGGAGAUCACUUUCUAAUGGAAAAGUGAGUAGAAGAGCUGGCACAUCAUCAAAUGGGAGUAGUUGUUCUGCCUCGUCAAGACGAGGUUCUGGAAAGAAGAGGAUUUCCACCACAAUGUAUGUUGCAAGAGACACAGGGAAAGGUUCCACUGGAAAAGACAAAACAAUUUACACUUUGGUUCCCAGGCAAGGUGAUCAGCAUCAUUCAAGUAAAACUUCAACUGUGGCUUCCUCAGAUGCAAACCAAACACUGGAUGAGAAUGGAGUUGCUGGAAAUACUGGUUCCGGGAAGAAGGUCCUGCUUCUUAAAGGGAAGGAAAGAGAGAUAAUUAAUGGGCCUGAUUUAGAUAGUUUAUUAGAGCAGAAUAAUGUAACAUCUUCAGCCAAAACAAUUGUUGGCUCAGCACCUCUGAAGCAGAAUCAGAGGCAUGAAGGUAGUGCAAGGAUUAUUAGAAGCAUACUCUCAAACAAGGAAAUGCGUCAAAGUCAGUUAGCCAGGCCUCAAUCGGAGCAGACAAUACCAACAUCUGAUCUACAAAAAGAAAGACAACCACCUCGCCCUGUACAUGUGCAAUUGAUUUUAAAGGGUUCUAAUGGGACACCAGAGAAUAGGAUUGGCAUGCAUGAUUCACGUAAUUCAAGUGAGAGGCUGGAGAAACGUGUUAGGCAUAAGGAUAGACCUGAUCGUGGUGUAUGGACAAAUCGUUCAAUUGGAGGCGAUGAUUCUUUAUCAUUGUCUGCUUCCUCACAAGUAGACCAUUUGGAAGGUCAUGCAGAGUCAAAACAUGUGACAGCACAUGUAAGAGGUGGGGAUGUAAAAUCGAACGCAAGUGGUCGUGGCAGUCAUUCCUCAGAAAAUGGCUUUGGUAAACAUUUUGGUCGCCGGGGACCAACACAUCUGAAGGAUGUUGAUGGCUAUUCUGUUGCAAAUGAGGGAAAGCAUCAUAGAAGAACUAGUGGCUCACAUGGUUCCCACGAGAAACAGGUUUGGGUUCAGAAAGCAAGUUCUGGGACCUAGUGUAUUUAGAUUGUGGUAAGCUUGCUGACUUGCAAUUUGGGAGCAUCUAUUUGCUAGCUGCUGGAUUCUGUCUCUUUUUGGUUGACAGAUUCUUCUAGGUAACUGAGUUUGUGUGGUAAAAAAUUCUUUACAAUUGAAAUAUUCGGACAUAGAAUUGAAGAUGGGAUCCGUACAGAGAGAGAGAGAGAGAUUAUUGGCAUCAGAAUUCCUUGGUCUCCCUUUUACAAAUUGUAGAUGUUUGAAGAAUUGUGGAUAGAUUUGAAUAGCCUGGCAAGUUGACUGAGUAAUGGGCAUUGUCUGGGUUUAUAUUCCAAUAUCUUAAGUAGUUUAGGUGUAAAUAUGAAUCCAGGAUUUUGUGUGUCCUUAGCCCCUAUUAUACAAUCUCUCACUAGCUGUCCACCAAAUACAAGUAGGAGCUUGCGAAAAUGAUCCUGGAUCAGUUUUGGACUACCUCUCUGCUCAUUUACAUUGAAGGAACACUCAAAUGGACUAUGUUGCAGGCUUGCUAUGUCUUCAUCCUUUCGUUGACUUUGGAGUUUUCUCCAGGGCACAGACACGGAAAUACCAUAGAUGGUGUGUUACUAAGGAUAAAUAAGGUCUUGCGGGAGUUACUAGUGUGUGGAUAUUGUUUUGGCUCUAAAAUAUUAUUGUACAGUGUGGUAUUGCAUACUUGCAUGUCUCAGCAAAACAUGGCUGUUACACUGCUGGUUCGUGAUUAUAAGUUAAUUAAUUUUGUGAAUUACCAUCCUUAACCUUCCCAAACGUAGCAGUUAUAAACCCAUGUUUAGAUUAUUGUGGAUGUCAUCCGUCUGUAAAGUCCUUUAUGCUAUUUGGGUAUUAGAAUUCCAUCAGGAUCACAUUGGGUGUCAUGGUGUGUGGAUGUUUUCCCACUGUAAAGUUUGGGAGGGAGGAAGUUUAUCCUUAUAUUUAAUAACAUCUUUUUACCAAA